Messenger RNA from Bemisia tabaci, 1007 nucleotides. Lineage: Eukaryota; Metazoa; Arthropoda; Insecta; Hemiptera; Aleyrodidae. The record is from RefSeq and is a predicted model, not a curated record.
UUCAAGCGAGUGCGUACGUGCCUUGGAUGAGACAGUCUUGUUCGAGAUGCUACAAUCCCAGUGUGAGUUUCGCUUCUCUUCAUUCGGAGCAAUUUCUUGGGGCGUAUCCUUGCAAUGGCUACAGAUAGUCCUGGCAAUGCAGACGGAACAACAACAAUUGCCUUACCCAGUGCUACAAUUUCAAGCGGGUGACAUUUUUUACGUUAAGUACUUUUCCUUGCAUUGGAUGGUGGCCUUGGAUGAUACGUUUUACUUUAAAAUGUCAGGGAACAACGACUAUACUGGUGAGAUCGUGAUUUCGAGGAUGGCUGCCGACGAGCUCGACGACCCAAAUAUUUUCGGGAUAUGGCCGGCCCCUCAAGAAAUAACGCCCGGCGUGAAGCUUAUCGGGGAGGUAGGCAUUGAUCUCGCUUGGCGCAUGCGUGGCAUGACACUCCAUUACGACUUCUUCAGAUGCAACUGCCGCCACUACAUCUACUACAUCCUCUACGGAACGCCCACACCCUUCGGAAAGCCGUGGAACCUAUUUAACCUACCGAUCGACCCACUGUGUCCUCUGGCGGAGAUACUCACCAAAGAUUCAAAAGUCAACCGUUCUAGUUUUCGUUUGAAGAAUGGACUGAAUAAGAGGAUAAAACUACCGAAUGAUAAAUACGACACAGAGAUCAAAGCAUCGUCUCGAACAAUGAACUCGCCACAACGGCUUCCUGGUUAUUCCAGUGGAAGCUCCGAUUAUUCCGGUGGAAGUGGAAGCCCUAAUUAUUAUAGUGGGAGCCCUUAUUAUUACACUGCAAACUCUGAGAAAUGAUCCGAAUAAGUAUUCUCAAAGAGUUGGCCUCCUGUCUGGAGUGAUACCGUAAGGUGCUAAGGUAGGACUAGCGUUGCAUGUAUGUAGUUUUUAAAGGGCUCCGUACUCUUGAUGGGUACCUGUCAUCCUUAAUAUGUUGGAACGCCUUCAAUUUCGUAUGGUACUGUGCAACACCUCUAUUGAGGAAUAGUUGCUUGAG